Molecule: messenger RNA, 603 nt
Organism: Aethina tumida (small hive beetle)
Lineage: Eukaryota; Metazoa; Arthropoda; Insecta; Coleoptera; Nitidulidae
Product: probable protein disulfide-isomerase ER-60
Exons: 1
Coding region: 1-603 (200 amino acids)
Biological process (GO): response to endoplasmic reticulum stress; protein folding
Cellular component (GO): endoplasmic reticulum
Molecular function (GO): protein disulfide isomerase activity
Source: RefSeq, a predicted model, not a curated record
AUGUACAAUCCGUCACUGUUUGUGCUUUUGACCUUUAUCUGCUACGUAACUGCAAAAAGCACAGAUAACACAGGCUACUGCAGAAACCCCAGAUACAUGGUGUCGAAACUACAAAAAAAGAGAAGCGACUUGAUGAAUCAGUUUGUAUUCGCCAAUAACAAUGUUCCAGAAGCCCUUAGACUAGAUACCAGAUCACAGCCCUUUCCUAAUUCGUCUGAAGGAAGCGUAAAAGUGGCAGUGGCACAAACGUUCUACGACACUGUAAUAAACAACGGUAAAGACACCCUUGUCGCUUUGUACGCUCCUUGGUGCAAGUACUGUCAAGUGCUUUUGCCCCAACUGGAGGAUGUUGCCGACAUGUUAAAGAACGAAAAUGUUUCGAUAGUGAAAAUGGAUGCAACCACAAAUGAGGUUCCACCUAAUUAUGACGUACCCAGUUAUCCCACCAUUUAUUGGGCACCAAAGGAAUCCAAGUUUUUUCCGAGGAAAUAUGAAGGAGGAAGAUCUUCUGAGGAAAUGCUGAAAUACAUUGCGUCGCAUGCCUCACAAGAAUUAAAAGGAUAUACCAGAAGAGGAAGUUUGAAAAAUGGAGUAGUUAUUUAA